CUCCUUGAAGAGCAGCAACUAGCAAGACAGCUUCUGAGAACACAGCUUCCAACUUCCAUCCCUUCACAACAUUUCCAGGUUCUUUACUUCUUCUUCUUCUACAUUCUGCUCAACCAUUCAUAUCCAUUUCUCUACCAACAUUGAACAUCACGAAACCCUAACCCCCAAAUGACAAUUUCAUUUUCCCAUCACCUCAUCACUCGAACCCCUCCCCUCUUCAAGAAACUUGAGCCCACUACAGAUUCUAAACCCACCACCUCUGUACUCAAAUUCAAAACCCAUGUAUUUAGGAACCAAAACCCCACCUUUAAUCCACAAAGUGUUAAGCUUUCUACUGAAAGUACAAGUACCCUAAUGCAGUCAGAUGAUUUUACUAGAAUGAAUCAUGAAGAAAGUCUGUAUCUUAUUGAAUGUAUGCUAAAGACUGGGUACAACCCAGAUAUGGUUCUUUGUACAAAGCUCAUCAAGAAGCUUUUUAGAGUAAAAAAAGCUGAAAAGGCAGUAAAAUUGGUGCAGCUUCUGGAGCAAUUUGGUGUGACAAAUGUGGCUACUUAUAAUGCUUUGAUAAAUGGAUUCUGUAAAAUGAAUAGGGUUGAGGAAGCUAACAGGGUGUUGAAUAGGAUGAGAACCCGAGGUUUUCCGCCGGAUGUUGUUACCUAUACCAUAAUCAUAGAGAGUCUUUGUGAGAGGGGGAAGCUAGGAUUAGCUUUCAAGGUUUUGGAUAAGAUGAAGGAAGAUGAAAAUUAUAAACCGGAUGUUGUGACAUACACGGUGUUGAUGGAUGCCACGCUCGUUGAAGGGGACAUUAACGGAGCAAUGGAGCUUCUAAACGAGAUGUUAUCUAGAGGGCUUGAACCAAAUCUAUACACUUAUAAUGCUAUCCUUAAAGGAUUGUGUGGUAAAGGCAUGAUGGAUCAAGCAUACGAGUUUAUUGCGAGUUUGCCAGCUAGGGGAUGCAAACCGAGUGUAGUUUCAUAUAAUAUUUUGUUGAGGGCAUCAUUGUGCAAGGGGGAUUGGGAUGGCGGGGAGAAGCUAGUGGACGAGAUGUUGUCCAUGGGUUGUGAGCCGGAUGUGGUUACCUAUAGCAUCUUGAUGAUUUCAUUGUGCCGAGAUGGGAAACUAAACAAGGCGAUCAACCUAUUGAAGAUUAUGGCGGAGAAGGGGUUAACACCCAAUAUAUUUAUCUAUAAUCCAUUGAUUAGAGCAGCCUGCAAGGAGGGAAGACUAGAUUUGGCUAUCGAUCUUUUGAAUGACAUGAUUUCGAAUGGUUGCCCACCAAUAAUGAACUACAAUACUAUCCUUUCUGCAAUGUGUAAAAGUGGGAACGCUGAUCUUGCUAUUGGCGUCUUUGAGGAACUCUGUGAAUCAGGUUGUCAUCUUGAUGUAAGUGCUUAUAAUUCAAUGAUGAGUGCUUUAUGGAACAAUGGAGAAAGAACGAAGGCCUUGAAUGUGGUUCCACUAAUGAUAGACAAAGGGAUUGAUCCCAACGAGAGUACGUAUAGUACACUGGUUUCGUGUUUAAGCAAAUAUUCAUUGGUGGAUGAGGCUAUGGUGCUGUUAAAAGAUAUGGGAAGUUGCAGUAUUCCACCUACAGUCCACAUUUACAACAGCGUUUUGCUCGGGCUCUGCAAAUCUCAAAGAUCAGACGAGGCAAUUGGUAUUCUAGUAGAAAUGACUGAUAAGGGCUGCCAGCCAAACGAAAGGACUUACAUUAUACUCAUCAACGGCAUUGGUUUUCAAGGAUGGAGAGACGAGGCAAUCGAGCUGGGAACCACACUUUUCCAAAUGAAUGUUAUUUCAAAGAGAUCACUACGUGGUUUGAAGAAGUCGUUUUUCCAUUCACGUGAUCAUUCGCGGCCUUAUCUUCACUUCUUUAUCUGGAUAACGUGCCAUGGAUGUCUGAAGAAAAACUUCAGACUUGCAUGCCUUCGUCUUCUUCUUCUUCAGCUCCGUUCACAAGAGUUUUUUCAGCUCCUCACUCGCACCCCACUCUUUUUCAAGAAUCUUGUUGAACCCACCACAAAUCAUAAGCACCCCAGCAGCUCCUCUGUACUGAAAUGCAAAAAACAUGAAUUUAGAAACCGAAACCCCCCCACCGUGAAUCCACAAAGCGUUAAGGCUUCUUCUUCUUCUUCUUCUUCUUCUUCAGAAGAUACACAUACUUUGAUGCAUCUAAAUGAUUUCAUACAACCCGAUUUAACAAGAAUGAGUUAUGACGAAAGUCUGUAUGUUCUUGAAUGUAUGGUGAAGAUGGGGUACAAGCCAGAUGUGGGUGUCUGUAACAGGCUUAUUAAGGGUUUUUUUACAGAAAAGAAAGCAGAAAAGGCAGUGAAAGUGAUGGAGCUUCUGGAGCAAUUUGGUGACCCAAAUGUGGUUACAUAUAAUGCUAUGAUUACUGGGUUCUGUAAAAUGAAUAGGGUUGGGGAAGCUAAUAGGGUGUUGAAUAGGAUGAGAAUCCGAGGUAUUCCCCCUGAUGUUUUUACCUAUACCAUAAUCAUAGAGUGUCUUUGUGGCAGGGGGAAGCUAGGGUUAGCUUUUAAGGUUUUGGAUCAGAUGAAGGAAGACAACAAUUGUGAGCCAGAUGUUGUGACUUACACAAUCUUGAUGGAGGCUACGCUCCGUGGAGGGGACAUUCGGGGAGCGAUGAAGCUUCUAGACGAGAUGUUAUCGAGAGGACUUGAACCGAACAUAUACACUUAUAACACAAUCCUUAAAGGGUUGUGUCGAAAAGGCAUGAUGGAUCACGCGUAUGAGUUGAUUAGGAGUUUGCCAGCUAGGGGAUGCAAACCGGAUGUGAUCUCGUAUAAUAUUUUGUUGAGGGCAUGGGUGAAUAGCGGGAAUGGGGAUGAUGGCGGGGAGAAGCUACUAAAAGAGAUGGUAGCUAGAGGGGUUCAGCCAAAUUUACAGACUUAUAACUUAGUCCUCAUAAGAUUGUGUGGUAAAGGCAUGGUGGAUCAAGGGUAUGAGUUUAUUAGGAGUUUUCCAGCCCGGGGCUGCAAACCGAAUGUGAUUUCAUAUAACAUUUUGUUGGGCGCGAUGUUGGAUAGGGGGAAUUGGGAUGAAAGGGCGAAGCUAGUGAGAGAGAUGUUGUCCACGGGUUGUGAGCCAACCGUGGUUACCUAUAGCAUCUUGAUGAUUUCAUUGUGUCGAGAUGGGGAGCUAAAUGAGGCAAUGAAGCUCUUGAAGAUCAUGGUGGAGAUUGGGAUAACGCCCGAUGCAUAUGUCUACACUCCCUUGAUUAGAGCAUCCUGCAAGGAGGGGAGGCUCGAUUUGGCCAUUGAUCUUUUGGACGAAAUGGUGUCUAAUGGUUGCUCGCCCAAUACACUCAACUACAACGUUAUCCUCUCCGCAAUGUGUAAAGAUGGACACGCUGACCUCGCUCUUGACAUCUUCGAGAAACUCUCUGAAACCGGGGUUCUUCAAGACGUGAGCGCUUUUAAUUCGAUGUUGAGCGUUUUAUGGAACAUCGGGGAAAGAACUAAGGCCUUGGAUAUGGUUUCGCGAAUGUUAGACAAAGGGAUUGAUCCCAAUGAGUUCACAUAUUGUACACUUGUUUCUUGCUUGUGCAAAGGUGGAAUGGUGGAUGAGGCUAUGGUGCUGGUAAAAGAUAUGGAAAGUUGCAGUUUUCCACCCAAUGUUUACAUUUACAACAUUAUUUUGCUUGGGUAUUGCAAAUCUCAAAGAUUAGAUGAGGCAAUUGGUGUCCUUGAAGAGAUGAUUGAAAAGGGGUACCAGCCAAAUGAAAAAACUUACAUUAUACUAAUCAAUGGCAUUGGUUUUCAAGGAUGGAGGGAUGAGGCAAUUAUGCUGGGAACUACACUCUUCCAAAUGAAUGUUAUUUCAAGCAAAUCACUACUUGGUUUGAAAAAGACCUUUCUAAAAGAUCAACUCGGAGUAGUCGGUAAACGAUCUAUUAAUGUAAUAGCAAGGUCAAAAUAUUCGGGGUAAAAGUCAAAUUCUACGGGUGUGAUUUAGAUGAAUCUAGAUUAGUCAGUAGUAGAAAUACCAGGUGUUAUAUGCAACAAGAAAAAUGUCCUUUCCCAUUCUCGAUACUAACAUUUUAUUCUUUAAAGAU
Molecule: messenger RNA, 4075 nt
Organism: Ipomoea nil (Japanese morning glory)
Lineage: Eukaryota; Viridiplantae; Streptophyta; Magnoliopsida; Solanales; Convolvulaceae
Product: pentatricopeptide repeat-containing protein At5g39710-like
Exons: 3
Coding region: 169-3948 (1259 amino acids)
Molecular function (GO): protein binding
Source: RefSeq, a predicted model, not a curated record